CGGGGGUUCCAGCAUGGGGCAAGAAUCUUCUGCCAGCCUGCAGCUGGGGGCUCACCCUCUUCCCCAAACAGGCGGUAAUGAGGCUGUCGGUGGGAGAAGACGGUAAAUUCUGGGAGCUCCAGGCUCCACUAUUACUUCUGCCUUCUUCAGUCCUCACUGGAAUUCCUCCAGGCCUGGGUGAAGUGAUGGAGGCGGGGGCUGGUGUCCCAGCUUGGGGCAGAGGAGGGACCCCACCCCCAAUCACCUGAGACCGCUCCGAACUACAACUCCCACAAUGCACUGGGCCAUCCGGCUCCUCUGCCAAGAGGCCGCUGGUUGCAGAGCGUCAUGGGAGUUGUAGUCAAGACUGGCCCUGAUGGGAGGGGCAUGGAGUCCGGGAGCCAGGGGCUUGAAGUGGGGACGCCAGCCCAGCCUUCUGCCCGCAGAUGGAUUCGCCCUGGGCCGGGCCCCUCUGGCUCCUCCCUACGCCGUGGUCCUCAUUUCCUGCUCGGGUCUACUGGCCUUCAUCUUCCUCCUCCUCACCUGUCUGUGCUGCAAACGGGGCGAUGUUGGCUUCAAGGAGUUUGAGAACCCUGAAGGGGAGGAUUGCUCCGGGGAGUACACUCCCCCGGCGGAGGAGACCUCCUCCUCACAGUCGCUGCCUGAUGUCUACAUCCUACCACUGGCCGAGGUCUCCCUGCCCAUGCCUGCCCCGCAGCCUUCACACUCAGACAUGACCACUCCCCUGGGCCUUAGCCGCCAGCACCUCAGCUACCUACAAGAGAUUGGGAGUGGCUGGUUUGGAAAGGUGAUCCUGGGAGAGAUUUUCUCAGACUACACCCCAGCCCAGGUGGUGGUGAAGGAGCUCCGUGCCAGCGCAGGGCCCCUGGAGCAGCGCAAGUUCAUCUCAGAAGCACAGCCCUACAGGAGCCUGCAGCACCCCAACGUCCUCCAGUGCCUAGGCGUCUGCGUGGAGACCCUGCCUUUUCUUCUGAUCAUGGAGUUCUGUCAACUGGGGGACCUGAAGCGUUACCUCCGGGCCCAGCGGCCCCCGGAGGGCCUGUCCCCUGAGCUGCCCCCUCGAGACCUUCGGACACUGCAGAGAAUGGGCCUGGAGAUUGCCCGAGGGCUGGCGCAUCUCCACUCCCACAACUACGUGCACAGCGACUUGGCCCUGCGCAACUGCCUGUUGACCUCUGACCUCACCGUGCGCAUCGGAGAUUACGGGCUGGCCCAUAGCAACUACAAGGAGGACUACUACCUGACCCCCGAGCGCCUGUGGAUCCCGCUGCGCUGGGCGGCGCCGGAGCUGCUGGGGGAGCUGCACGGGACCUUCAUGGUGGUGGACCAGAGCCGGGAAAGCAACAUCUGGUCCCUGGGGGUGACUCUGUGGGAGCUGUUUGAGUUUGGGGCACAGCCCUACCGCCACCUGUCAGACGAGGAGGUCCUUGCCUUCGUGGUCCGCCAGCAGCAUGUCAAGCUGGCCCGGCCUAGGCUCAAGCUGCCCUAUGCGGACUAUUGGUACGAUAUUCUGCAGUCCUGCUGGCGGCCGCCUGCCCAGCGCCCCUCAGCCUCUGAUCUCCAGCUGCAGCUCACCUGGCCCUGGCCCGCCACCCACAGCGCACCCCGCCCAGGGACCCUCUCCUCGCAGUUCCCCCUUUUGGAUGGCUUCCCUGGGGCUGACCCUGACGAUGUGCUCACGGUCACCGAGAGCAGCCGUGGCCUCAACCUUGAGUGCCUGUGGGAGAAGGCGCGGCGGGGAGCUGGCCGGGGUGGGGGGGCGCCACCCUGGCAGCCGCCGGCAUCUGCGCCCCCGGCCCCCCAUGCCAACCCCUCCAACCCUUUCUACGAGGCGCUGUCCACGCCCAGCGUGCUGCCGGUCAUCAGCGCCCGCAGCCCCUCUGUGAGCAGCGAGUAUUACAUCCGCCUGGAGGAGCAUGGCUCCCCACCCGAGCCCCUCUUCCCCAAUGACUGGGACCCCCUGGACACAGGAGUGCCUGCCCCUCAGGCCCCUCAGGCCCCCUCCGAGGUCCCCCAGCUGGUGUCCGAGACCUGGGCCUCCCCCCUCUUCCCCGCGCCCCGGCCCUUCCCGGCCCAGUCCUCAGCGUCAGGCAGCUUCCUCCUGAGUGGCUGGGACCCGGAGGGCCGGGGCGCCGGGGAGACCCUGGCUGGAGACCCUGCCGAGGUGCUGGGGGAGCGGGGGACCACAUGGGCCGAAGAGGAGGAGGAGGAGGAGGAGGGCAGCUCCCCAGGAGAGGACAGCAGCAGCCUUGGGGGUGGCCCCAGCCGCCGGAGCCACCUACCUUGUCCCCUGUGCAGCCGCGAGGGGGCCUGCUCCUGCUUGCCCCUGGAGCGGGGGGAUGCCGUCGCUGGCUGGGGGGGCCACCCUGCUCUUGGCUGUCCCCAUCCCCCCGAGGACGACUCGUCCCUGAGGGCAGAGCGGGGCUCCCUGGCCGACCUGCCCAUGGCCCCCCCCUCCUCGGCCCCCCCCGAGUUUCUGGACCCCCCCGACCCAGGAGCGCCCCGGCCGCCCCCAGACCCGGGUCCCCUCCCACUUCCGGGGACCCGGGAGAAGCCAACCUUCGUAGUUCAAGUGAGCACCGAGCAGCUGCUGAUGUCCCUGCGGGAGGACGUGACAAGGAACCUCCUGGGGCAGAAGGCGACAACCCCCCGAGAGAUGGGGCUCAGGAAGGCAGGGAGAAGCCCCGGGAACAGAGAGAAAGCCCCGGGCCCGAGCAGGGACCCCACAGUCCUGGGCAGCGGGAAGAAAGCCUCAAGCCUGAACGAGGACAUGAGCCUCCCCGUGAACGGGGUGACAGUGUUGGAGAACGGGGGACAGACAGCCCCAGGCAUCGAGGAGAAGGUGGCAGAGAAUGGGGGCCCGGGGUUCCCGGAGAGAGAAGAGAAAGUGCUGGAGAAUGGGGAGCUGACCCCCCCAAGGAAGGAGGAGACAGUGUUGGAGAAUGGGGAGCUGAGGUCCCCAGAGAGAGAAGAGACAGUGCUGGAGAAUGGGGGAUUGAUACCCCCAAAGACGGAGGAGACGGUGUCAGAGAAUGGGGGCCCGAGACACUCCAGGAACACAGAGAGGCUGCCAGAGACUGGGCCUUGGAGAGCCCCAGGGCCCUGGGAGAAGAUGCCCGAGAGUGGGGGUCCAGCCCCCACGAUAGGGGAGCCAGCCCCAGAGACCUUGCUGGAGAGAGCCCUCACAGCCGGCGCAGUGGCCUUGCCCCAGAACGGCGGGGAGACAGCCCCUGGCCCCACUGGCCAAGUCCCCAGGAGCGGGGGGCUGGAACUGGGGACCAAGAGGAGAGUCCCCGAGAUUGGGGGGGCACUGAGAGCCCCCGGGGCUGGGAGGCUGGACCUCGGGAGUGGGGGCCGAGCCCCAGUGGGCAUGGGGAUGGCCCCCGGCGGCGGCCUCGGAAGCGGCGUGGACGCAAAGGCAGGAUGGGCAGACAGCACGAGGCCACAGCCGCCGCCACCUCUGCCACCCCCGGAAGCGCAGCCGAGGAGGCCGGAGCCAGUGCCCCAGAGAGCCAGGCCGGAGGUGGCCCCCGAGGGCGAGUCCGGGGUCCCAGACAGCAGGGCCGGCGGAGACCCGGCACCCAGCGGAGACGGGGACCCCCCCAAACCCGAGAGGAAGGGCCCCGAGAUGCCACGACUAUUCUUGGACUUGGGACCUCCUCAGGGGAACAGCGAGCAGAUCAAAGCCAAGCUCUCGCGGCUCUCGCUGGCGCUGCCUCCGCUCACGCUCACGCCGUUCCCGGGGCCGGGCCCGCGGCGGCCCCCGUGGGAGGGAGGCAGUUUCGAAUGGGCGGAGGAUUUCCCCCUCCUCCCCCCGCCAGGGCCCCCCCUGUGCUUCUCCCGCUUCUCCGUCUCGCCUGCGCUGGAGACCCCGGGGCCCCCCACCCGGGCCCCCGACGCCAGGCCCGCAGGCCCCGUGGAGAACUGACCCCUCGAAGACCCGACCCCCCUGCUCCCCCAGAAGAGGGGUUGAGAAUAGAAUCCUCUGUGGACGAGGGAGCCACUGCCACCACCACAGACACCGCCUCUGGGGAGGCCCCUGAGGCUGGGCCCUCCUCCUCUCCCACCAUGUGCCAAACG
Miniopterus natalensis is the source of this 4080-nucleotide messenger RNA. Lineage: Eukaryota; Metazoa; Chordata; Mammalia; Chiroptera; Miniopteridae. The record is from RefSeq and is a predicted model, not a curated record.